AAGAAAUGGUGAACACAGAGAAGAAUCCAGAAGUGGUUUCCCCCCCACCCCCCUAUACACCAGCCGGACAGCCUCCUGUCUCAGCUCAGCCGGGUCAACAACCUCAACCUGGUAGCCCCGCUCAACCUGGAUAUCCACCCCAGCCUGGUUACCCAGCCCAGCCUGGCUACGCAGCCCAGCCUGGUUACCCAGCCCAGCCUGGUUACAUAGCCCAGCCUGGUUACCCAGCCCAGCCUGGUUAUCCAGCACAGCCCGGGCAGUAUCCACCUCAGCAUGGGUAUCCACCGCAGUCUGGUUACCCGCUGCCUCAGCCAGUUUACGCUCCACAGUCCGUCCAAAAAGUUCAGCAAAGUAACAUUGAAAUCAAUAUUGGCGCCCCGGUAAGUCCCUCUCGUGUUCAUAGUAUGUAAUUUUUGACUGAAUAGGAAGGUCAGAAAG
This is a messenger RNA of Stylophora pistillata, 438 nucleotides long. RefSeq lists its product as uncharacterized. Lineage: Eukaryota; Metazoa; Cnidaria; Anthozoa; Scleractinia; Pocilloporidae. Gene Ontology annotation, cellular component: membrane. The record is from RefSeq and is a predicted model, not a curated record.